Molecule: messenger RNA, 1078 nt
Organism: Rhodofomes roseus
Lineage: Eukaryota; Fungi; Basidiomycota; Agaricomycetes; Polyporales; Fomitopsidaceae
Product: Hydantoinase/oxoprolinase-domain-containing protein
Exons: 2
Coding region: 101-1078 (325 amino acids)
Biological process (GO): glutathione metabolic process
Cellular component (GO): cytosol
Molecular function (GO): 5-oxoprolinase (ATP-hydrolyzing) activity
Source: RefSeq, a predicted model, not a curated record
GUUGGUCAAGUCGGAUUCCUAGAGCGCGAAAAUGCGUCCAUUCUGAACGCUUCCAUCUUGACGUUCGCCCAAAGAACUAUCCUCGGCUUCCCAGGCUGCCAUGAAGGUUCUCAACCUCACGUGUCCUCUAUUCCUUACGCAGAACGACGGCACCCUCACCUCCGCAGCAUCUGCUGCGCGACUACCCAUCCGUACGUUUGCGUCAGGACCAACGAACUCAAUGCGGGGUGCCGUGUUCCUGGCUGGCCCUGAUGAAAAACGGACAGGACAACAACGCAAGUCGAUCAUUGUUGCCGACGUCGGCGGUACAACUACCGGUGUGGGCGUGCUUCCGUCUGGGUUCCUACGACAGGUAGCGUCGUUCAUUGAAGCAGGAGGCAUGCGCACGAACUUCUCCAUGGUGGAUGUGCAGUCGAUUGGGCCGGGAGGUGGCUCUCGUGUGAUGGCGUCUGAGACGCCUCAGGGCCGCACCGUGGCGGUUCGUCCCGACUCUGUCGGACAUUACAUCACAAGAGAUGCAAAGGUAUUUGGAGGAGACAUAAUGACGACGACUGGCAUUGUCGUCGCGAGCGGUCGUGCAAACCUAGGAGAAAGGAGAAAGGAGCAGCCAUGGACGCAUUUAACGGACGGCGAGCGCAGCAGCAGCUCUACACUGCUGCAAAGCCCAGUCGGCACUUACCGUAUUGGGCAGGGGCCAAACAAUGCCACAGACGCGCCGCACCGCGCCUCGCUUCGCUUCGCAGCGGGCCAGCACCCCCAGCACCCCCUCUCACCCAAUCUCAGCGCCGCCCUCUGGUUUUGGCAGCCGCGCGCGCCCAUCCAGGGAGCAAGGACCGCGUCUGCCAUCCUCCUUGAGCGCGGCGAGCCCGCCGCAAGCACCGGUGCAGGCCAACCAAUUUCUUCUCCCAAGCCUCCCCCUGCGCCAGGCUGGCCUCCGCUGCGCCGGAGCCCCCCAAGUGUCGCGCGGCUCCACGCCCUACAUUCGCGCAUCGCAGCGAGCAGGGACCUGCAGCUCCCUCUCCCUGAUUCCGCGCUGGCCUCUCCAGCAAUUUUCCUGCAGGUCCAACGCCUCCUCUGA